This is a messenger RNA of Oncorhynchus nerka (sockeye salmon), 4164 nucleotides long. Its product is annotated as nectin-3-like. Gene Ontology annotation, biological process: homophilic cell-cell adhesion; heterophilic cell-cell adhesion. NCBI's taxonomy places the organism in Eukaryota, Metazoa, Chordata, Actinopteri, Salmoniformes, Salmonidae. Bases 571 to 1701 code for a protein of 376 amino acids. The record is from RefSeq and is a predicted model, not a curated record. The transcript has 9 exons. Gene Ontology annotation, cellular component: adherens junction.
GGUUAUCUGACCAAAUUAUCAGGGGUACAGUAAUAUCUACCAUUUCUAUUACUAUUUAUAUAGCAUACACACUCUCACUCUUUCAAACAUGAUUAUUUGGUAAAGUUAUCAGGGGUAGUAACUAGCAUAAUUUAUUUGACUAUUUAUUUCACACACACCUCAUUGGCUAGGUUAGCUAGCUAGCUAUCUAGCCUUGGAGCUAGCUAACUAGCCACAUCUAGCACAACAUCACUACUAAACUGACCUGGCAAUCCUACUAUCGUGGACACUUUUGUGUUUAUGUAGCUGUCAGCAGUUGUGUCAAAAAGACACGGUUUUGGGGAUACUGCGAAAAAUGAUUCUCUCCUCCAUGUGCACAACUGCAUGCGACCAUUUGCAAAAGGUACCUGCAUCAGUAUAGUUGCCUAUCUGCACAAAAUGUGAUGCAGCAGUGAUGCAAUGACGCAGUCGAUUCGAAGCGAAUAAGCGUUUUCCUACCAGAGCGUUUUCCGGCAGCACAAACGGCGACGGCUGCUUCAGUAGAAUAACUUACAUUCAACAAAGUGACCCUAGCAAUGAGAAGAGCAAAGCAUGUUACGGAAGCUGUGCUGUGUGAUUCUACUCAUCGUCCAGAGGGAUACAGAAAGUACACGUGUGAUUGGAGGAUGGAGGACUGUGGUACUGGGGGAAGAUGUGGACUUAUCCUGCAGACUGAUAGAGACAGACGGGGAGCUUGAACAGAUAACAUGGCAGAAAAGUACUUUGGAAGAAACACAGAAACUUCAUUUGCUGCUGAUCUAUCCCAAUGGGGUUAUUGCACCGAAUGGAUUGAGUGGUAGAGUCCAGUUUAUUGGGAACCCAUCAGAAAACCUUGGAUCUAUUCGAAUAACAGCUGUCAGACUGUUGGAUGAAGGAAUCUUCACAUGUAUCUUCAGUGUUUUCCCCAGUGGAGCAUACACUACAGAGAUACGUCUGACUGUGCUAGUUCCUCCAGUAGUGAGUGUGACAGUUGAUGUUGCUCCUGUCAUUGGGGAGAAUGAGGUUGUCUUGGCAACCUGCGUGGCUGCUGGUGCCAAGCCACAGGCAGAAGUGAGGUGGAAGACGGGUGCAUUUGGCAGUUUGAGGACAGUGACUAACUUCACACAGCACGCCAACGGAACCACCACAGUACUCAGCCACCUGCUCGGGGUACCAACCAAGGCAGCCAAUCAUCAGCGGGUCCAGUGUGUGAUCAACCAGUCUGCCCUGGUAACAGAGAAGACCUACAACUACAGCAUAAACAUCCGCUAUCCACCUCAGUCAGUGAACAUUACCCUUAGUGAGGCCUCUAAAGCCACAGUCUUCCUUUGUGUAGCAGACAGCAACCCACACCCCAACUACACCUGGAGCAGGGUGGUCCAGCCAUGGCCUGGGUCUUCAGUGAGAGCAGAGGGAGACAUACUGCACCUCUUCAGUCUCAACUCUGAGCUGAAUGGUCUCUAUGUCUGUCAGGCCUCCAACCCCUAUGGACGAGCAACUGGCUCCCUCUAUGUACACACAUCCUCUGAGACCUCUGCUGCCUGUUGGGUUCUACUCGUUGUCAUUCUCUGUCUGAUUGUUGCUGCGGCUGCACUCAUAUGGUACCGGUGCAAAUACGGACAGUUUCCUUGGAGUUCAUUUGUGGCCAAGGCACCAGAACAGAUAUGCUACUAUAUCAGUAUCUUCCAAGACGAGGAGACAUGACAAGGUUGAGGAAGGUGAAGAUGACUCAUUGACUGCAACUGUCCAAACCAGGAAGGAGCCUGAGGAAGAGGAAGAAGUAUCAUGAUGUAUGGAACAAUAUACCUUAUUUGUUUUUUGGAAACAUUUUAUUUUUAAUUUGUAUUAUUCCAAAUGUUUUUCAUGUUUGAUAGAUUGUCUGUCUGUUCAUUAAGUAUAUUUAUUGUGUUAGCUCGAAGAAAUCGCCGGACAGGUUUUAAGUGAAUGCCAGAAAAAUCUCAUUCUCCAAUGUUCUAACCAUCUGCAAAGAAUAGGCACAUUAUCCCGGGUGGCGCAGUGGUCUAAGGCACUAGAGAUCCUGGUUCGAGUACAGGCUCUGUCGCGACCGGGAGACCCAUGGGGUGGCGCACAAUUGGCCGGGUUAGGGGAGGGUUUGGCUGGCAGGGAUGUCCUUCUCCCAUCACGCUAGAAUGACUCCUGUGGCGGGCUGGGAGCAUGCACGCUGACACGGUCGCCAGGUGUACAGUGUUUCCUCUGACACAUUGGUGUGGCUGGCUUCCGGGUAAAGCAGGCAUUGUGUCAAGAAGCAGUGUGGCUUGGUUUUAUUGUGUUUCAGACGACGCAUGGCUCUUGGCCUUUGCCUCUCCUGAGUCCGUACGGGAGUUGCAGCGAUGAGAUAAGACUGUAACUACCAAUUGGAUACCUCGAAAUUGUGGAGAAAAAUAUAUAAAAAUAAAACAGAAUUAGCACAUUCUCCAACCAUCUAAUGAACAAUAUCUUCUAGGACAUUGGAAACCUCGACUCCACCACAGCUUCACCCAGUGGUGGUCCUUGUUUCAGAGUUUUGUUCCCCUCUCGUGGACUCCACCUUGUCAUGGUGAAGGGUCUUUGUUGCUUCAGUGGGAAUAACAACUCUCCUGUAUGUAUGUAUGUACGGUGCUUUCAGAAGUAUUCAUACCCCUUGACUUAUUCCAUAUUUUGUUGUGUUACAGCCUGAAUUUCAAAUGGAUUAAAUAAAUAAAAAUCUCACUCAUCUACACAUAAUAACCCAUAAUGACAAAGUGAAAACAUAUUUCUUGAAAUGUUUGCAUAUUUAUUGAAAAUUAAAUACAGAAAUAUCUCAUUUACAUAAGGAUUGUGGUGGCAUUUUUCUGCUUUACCAAAUGAGGAGAGUUACAAACUACACACCAGUCAGAGUUAUACUUAAACUACAUAUUUUUUUAUAAUUAAGCUUUGCAAUAGCUCUUUUUGACUUUCAAUGAUGCGCUAUCUCUAAUGAACCAUUGAAAAGUACCACCAGAAAAGUACAAAGAUCUUUUAUAGCCAAGAUACACCCCUCUCAACUUACAUGACAAACCACAGAUCUUAGGAACAGUUCACAAAGGUUAAGAUUUGUAUGAAAGAUAUCUAUAAAACAUAGCAGACAGUUACUGCUGUGUCAACAGUUCUCAUAGUAAAGACCAGUGUCUGGCCCCCUCCUACUCCAAACUGGAACCCGUCUCACCCUGGUAGGGUAUAGCACAAAAACAUUACCGUUACUAUCUGGAAUGCUCUUUAGGUUUUAUUACCCAAAGACAUCGUAAAUCUCCUCUGUCAGUGCAAUCUCAUAGAGGCCCAUCCUCAGUGGAACACACACACAAUACUCUAUUCUGUCGAAUGUAACAACUUUUAUAAUGUAAUAGAAGCAUUAUAACAAUCCUACAAGCAUUAAAACAUAAUCUUGCAAUUUUCCACGACAGGAUUCACACCCAUAAGUCAAUACAUGCUAUAAUCACCUUUAGCAGUGUCUUUCUGGGUAAGUCUCAAUUUAACUAAAAACUGUAACUAUGCCACUCCCAAACAUGUAAUGUCGUCUUGGUAAGUAACUCUAAUGUAUAUUUGGUCUUGUGUUUUAGGUUAUUGUUCUGCUGUAAUGGGAAUUUGUCUCCCAGUAUCUGGAAAUCGGACUGAACCAGGUUUUUCUCUAGGACACUGCCUGUGCUUAGCUCUAUUCCAUUUAUUUAAAAAAACAUUUAAACUCCCUAGUCCUUGCCGAUGACAAGCAUACCCAUAACAUGAUGCAGCCACCACCAUGCUUGGAAAUACAGUAUGAAGAGUGGUUCUCAGCGAUGUUUUGUGUUGGAUUUGCCCACAACAUAAUACUUUGUAUUCAGGACAGAAAGUUAAUUUCUUUUCACUUUAGGAUGCACAUGAUGCAUAUUUUGGAAUAUUUUUUUCUGUACAAGUUUUCUCCUUUUCACUCUGUCAUUUAGGUUAGAAUUGUGGAGUAACUACAAUGUUGUUGAUCCAUCCUCAGUUUUCUCCUAUCACACCACUAAACUCUGUAACUGUUUCAAAAACACAAUUGGUCUAAUGAUGAAAUCCCUGAGCGGUUUCCUUCCUCUACUACGGCAACUGAGUUAGGAAGGACGCCUAUAUCUUUGUAGUGACUGUGUAUUGAUACACCAUCCAAAGUGUAAUUAAUAAAUGGUGAUUUAUUUGACAAAA